Pelobates cultripes (western spadefoot toad) is the source of this 24693-nucleotide messenger RNA. Lineage: Eukaryota; Metazoa; Chordata; Amphibia; Anura; Pelobatidae. The record is from the annotation of a GenBank genome assembly.
CACAAAUGGGAGGUUGGGAGGAGGGAGGCAAGACAGGAAGACUGACUGUGUUACCCAGUGUAUGUGUGCAUUACAGAAGUAUUCAACAAGGGAGAGAGACAGGACUUUGGGAAUUGGGGGUGACAGUCUGCAGGAGCCAAAGGUGGGUAAAAGCCUGGAAAAUGGGACUAUGGCCUGUAUGUACCAGCAGUGGGUAAUACACUGGGGAUCAGAGUGACAGCUGUCAAGAGACAGUGAUGGGCUAUUGCCUGGGAACUGGGUGUCAGUCUACCGGUACCAGAGAUGGAAUAUAUUCUAGGAAUUGGGGUGACAUUGGUAGGGGCCAGCUAGGGUAAUAGCCUGAAUGUUUGGAUAAUAGUCUGCAGCCAAUGACAGUGGGUAUAUAUGCUGGGAAUUGGGCUUGCAGUCUGUUGACGCCAGCUGUGGGUAGUAUCUUGUGGGAUUGUCGGAGCCAGCUGUUGGUGACUUACCACUGUAUGUAUAUAUAUAUGUCUCUAUAUGUAAUUCUGUAAUCCUGCUUUAUUUUUUUUUAUCAUGUCAUAUCCCCUUAUCCAUUUAAAACUGCCUCUUUUACACAUCUUAUCCUAUCAACUUUAUCCAUUAUAUCCAUAAUACUAGCCCUACAUCUAUAAUAGUGCUUCCUAUAUGCAUUAUAAUGCUGUCCGUAUACAUCUCACACUGCCCCUAUAACCUUCAAUACACUCUCUAUACAUCUCACACUGUCCCUAUAGCCGUCAAACUCUCCAUACAUCUCACACUGCCCCUUUAGCCAUCAAUACACUCUCUAUACAUCUCCCCUAUAGCGUCAAUAAACUCUCUAUACAUCUCACACUGCCCCUUUAGCCACUCUCUAUACAUCUCCCCUAUAGCGUCAAUAAACUCUCUAUACAUCUCACCUGUCCCUAUAGCUGUCAAUAAACACUCUAUAAAUGUCACAUUGCCCCUAUAGCUGUCAAUAAACUCUCUGUACAUCUAGCCUAUAGCCUCUAUACAUCUAGCCUAUAGCCUCUAUACAUCUCACACUGCCCCAUAGCCGUCUAUACAUCUCAGACUGACCCUAUAAUCGUCAAUACACUGUCUAUACAUCUCAAAAUGCCCCUAUAGCAUUAAUAAACUCUCAAUACAACUCACACUGCUCCUAUAGCUGUCAAAAAACUCUCUAUACAUCUCACGCUGCCCCUAUAGACAUUAAUAAACUCUCUAUUCAUCUCACACUGCCCUUAUAGCCAUCAAUAAACUCUAUACAUCUCACACUGCCCCUAUAGCCAUCAAUAAACUCUCUAUACAUCUCACACUGCCCCUAUAGCCAUCAAUAAACUCUCUAUACAUCUCACACUGCCCCUAUAGCCAUCAAUAAACUCUCUAUACAUCUCACACUGCCCCUAUAGCCAUCAAUAAACUCUCUAUACAUCUCACACUGCCCCUAUAGCCAUCAAUACACUCUCUAUACAUCUCACACUGGCCCUAUAGCCAUCACUACACUCUCUAUACAUCCCACACUGCCCCUAUAACCAUCAAUAAACUUUCUAUACAUCUCACACUGCCCCUAUAGCCAUCAAUACACUCUCUAUACAUCUCACACUGCCCCUAUAGCCAUCAAUACACUCUCUAUACAUCUCACACUGCCCCUAUAGCCAUCAAUCAACUCUCUAUACAUCUCACACUGCCCCUAUAGCCAUCAAUAAACUCUCUAUACAUCUCACACUGCCCCUAUAGCCAUCAAUAAACUCUCUAUACAUCUCAGACUGCCCCUAUAGCCAUCAAUAAACUCUCUAUACAUCAUGCACUGCUCAUGUAACCAUCUGAUACUGCCUUCAUUGAAAUCUUUAAAUGUAAGCAAGAAGAGAUUAUUUAAACAAAUCUUUAAUGCCAAUUCUGUAUAGAUACACACUAUGAAGGUUUCUAUCUCUUUAGUGUAGAAAAAUCUACAAUAACUCCAUCAGAUGAUAAAAUUCUGUAAAAUGUUUGGAGAAUACUGCAAAGUUCUGUUGCUUCUAGUAUAUAUAUAUAUACACACGCAUGUCACAAGAGUAAUGUCUUUGUGAACUUAGGCCUCUGAUGUAUUUUCCUCUUUAUCAUUGUAUGCCUUCUUAAUUUAAAGGAAAAAUAUAUAUAUAUUUUUAAUAUAUAAUAGUCCAUUCGUCAAGUUUUGAAAAGAAAUUGAUUUUAUUUUAAAUGAAGCAUAUGUCAAAAAAUGAGAAAACCCCCAUCCCUACCGUUAAUAUAUAUGAUCUUUCCGCCAUAUACAUGCACCUUGUGUCAGUCAGACAGUGCAUGAAAACGGACAGUUAGUCUCUAUGGUCACUCCCAGCACAGAAACCGUGAAGACCAUAGAGACUAACUAUUGGUUUUAAUCAAUGUCUGACCAAAGCUGCAUGUAUAUGGCUGAAGGAUCUUGUUAUACACUAAAUGAAGGGAUUAGUUUGUCUCAUAUAUGCUACACAUAUAUAUAUAUAUUUGUAACAUAUAGGAGAAAAUAUACCAUAUAUUCGCAACAUAGAUCUAAGAAAAAAUGUUUAAAAUCUAUUUGCGUUUAAAACUUAAUUAAAGGAUUAUUAUAUGUUAAUGCCUGUUUUAUUUUCUACAAUGCUGGAAACUCAAUAAAAAACAAAGUUUUGAGGUAACAGUUAUCCUUUAGAAGAGGUAAAGAGUUGACAAUGUCUAGGUUACGGAACAAAUUGAGUUAAGAGGUUCUGCAGAAUCUGUGGUUAUUUAAUUCUGUUAGUGUUAACUAUUAGGUAUGUCAAACCCAGUAGCAAAGAGAAUUCUUACGGUAGUAAGGGGGUAGAUGGAUUGUAAUUUGGGUGUAUCUGGGCCUGCAGUGCAAUAAUGUUAAAGUUCCUGCAUAUUGUGUAAACAGGAGAUGGCGUCUGUACAGUAAAUUGCAAGAUGGCAUAUCCCUUUCUCGUCAUAGAGCACAUCUAAUCCUCUGAUACCUGAGGUAAGCCCAUUAACCCAUCAGCACAAACCCUAAAGUCCAGAUCCCAGAACUGGGGGACAAUAUUGUGAAAGGUACAGAAAACAAAAGGAGAAUUGGGCUGCAUCACAUUAUUCGAAAGGUAUGGGACAGAAUAAAUAUACAGAAUUUGGGGAUUUAUCAGGUAGAGUAUUGAACAAAAGAGAGGUACAGUCAGAAAGGGAAGAGUGAGUGAGAAAGUUACAAUAAGCAGCAAAAAUACUGAAAUACUGAAUUGAGGGACAUAUUAAGAAAGGAACUGAGCAGAAUUAGUGACACAUUGUGAAACAUAUGAACUAAAAGAGAGAUACAGAAUUGAGGGACGGAGUGGGAAAGUAAGAGAACAGAGAAAAGCGUGGAAAAUACUCGGAGUGAAAGGGAGAUUUAAAGAAUAUAUCUGAUUUGGCUGUUUCUGCUUAAAAUAUGCCAUUCACACCCGUCCUGGUAAGUUUUACCCGCAAUCUAUGAGCCAGUUUUUUGUUUUUUAAAGUGCUUCUAAACUGGUUCAUGGAUUGCAGGAUAAAACUUACCAGGAAAGGUUAAAUAAUCUUAACAUGUAUAGCUUGGAGGAAAGACGAGACAGGGGGGAUAUGAUAGAAACAUUUAAAUAUAUAAAGGGAAUCAACACAGUAAAGGAGGAGACUAUAUUUAAAAGAAGAAAAACUACCAAAACAAGUGGACAUAGUCUUAAAUUAGAGGGACAAGGGUUUAAAAAUAAUAUCAGGAAGUAUUACUUUAUUGAGAGGGUAGUGGAUGCAUGGAAUAGCCUUCCAGCUGAAGUGGUAGAGGUUAACACAGUGAGGGAGUUUAGGAAUGCAUUGAAUUGGCAUAAGGCUAUCCUAACUAUAAGAUAAGGCCAGGGACUAAUGAAAGUAUUUAGAAAAUUGGGCAGACUAGAUGGGCCGAAUGGUUCUUAUCUGCCGUCACAUUCUGUAUUUCUAUGCAUUCCCUUUCUGGUAAAUAAAUCCCAACAUCGUAAAUGAAAGAUACAGAAUUGGGAGACCAGACUGAAAAAUGUAAAAACAAAACAAAAAAAAGGACUCAAGCGUUAAAUAGUAAAUAAGAAUGGAAUGGGAGACAGGGUGUGCAAGCAGGAGAACAUGGUGGGAAUAUAGAGAGGAAAAUAAACUCCAUCAGAGAUUAAAGAGACUGAUUGAGAGACAGAGAGACAGACUGGGAUUUUGGGUCGUGGUAGUUAGAAGAUCAGAGAGAUAGGGACUGGCACAGAGGAAAGUAAACAGACAUAUAUGGGAACAGACAGGAGAGGCGAGUCAGAUGUCAAACAGUUCCUCUGAAAAGACAGAUUUUUAUCUCAAGGGUCAAACGUCUCAUGGCGCAGCCUUUCUCUCUUGAACCAUUGUUAUACAAUCCGAUUCACUUUGGAUAUGAAUUAAGCAGAGCAUUAUGUGCCAAUUUUUCGAAUACAGUUUUUUUCCCCAUCUACGCCAUUUUGAAAGCAGUGAGUUUUAUUUAGUCCUGAUUUCAACCCAAAAUAAACAAUCUAGAACCAUCAACUUUAUUUAUUAAAGAAUUGUAGGGAAAUCAAAGGGAAUUUUAAAUUUAGAGCCGAAGUACCUAAACUAGAAACAUAGCUGAUUUGGAGAAUUUUUUUAAAUUCGGCUACUUGGGCUGAACAAGUCUCGUUUCAGUAAAUACUUCUGCAAGUGUUUUUUUGUUUUUUUUUAAGUGUGAUUUAAACCCCUUCAGUGCCAGAUGAUUUUGCCAUAUAAUGACCUGAUAUAUCUUAUUCACUAAACUUGGCAUUUUAAGACACCGAUCAUGGGCUUUAAAAUUUAGAUAGACUUUUGACACCUGCUGCGAAGUUACCCUGGCAACAUUAUCCCCGUGUAUUUUAGUAAAGCGUCACGAGUGCUUAUUUACUAAGCAAUGAUUUGUGGAGAAUUGACAAAAGGAAUUACAACUUUUUAGGCAUACAUGGUUAAAAUGGGAAAAUAUUCCUGGUUCACCUUUAGCGGCCCAAAAUCUGCACUCAUUCUGCCCUUUCUACAAUUUCUAUUUCAUUCAUCUUUUCACCCACUUAGGGAUUUAGCGGGUAAAGCCCUUUUAGAAACUCUUUAUUUUUCAUUUUAAGUUUGGAAACAGCCAUGUUUCUCAUGAAAAAAACAGCCACUUCAGGUUGUGUUCACUAAAUGGUCAUUUUCUGGGAAUACUAUAGGAACGAUAAAUUUUAGGAUAAAGUAGCCAGAUUGGGAAUAUUCUUAAAUCCAGUUGUGUACAGCUCUGCUAUUUUUGGCAAAUGUUUCACAUUCCCUCGUUUGCGAACCAUAGUAAUGUUACUCUGAAUCCUGCAGUAUUAUUACUUUUUGUACACACCACAAAUGGUUCUCUGUAGCCUACCUUAGUUACACCGGUUAGAAAUAUUACUCUAUAACUUGUCCAGAUUUUAUUUUGCAGUAAUGUUACUCUGUAUCCUGAGUCACUAAUACCUUGCACUAAUGUUACUCUGUAUCCUGAGUCACUAAUACCUUGCUGUAAUGUUACUCUGUAUCCUGAAUCCGUAAUACCUUGCAGUAAUGUUACUCUGUAUCCUGAAUCCGUAAUACCUUGCAGUAAUGUUACUCUGUAUCCUAAGUCACUAAUAAUACCUUGUAGUAAUGUUACUCUGUAUCCUGAGUCACUAAUACCUUGCAGUAAUGUUACUCUGUAUCCUAAGUCACUAAUAAUACCUUGUAGUAAUGUUACUCUGUAUCCUGAGUCACUAAUACCUUGUAGUAAUGUUACUCUGUAUCCUGAGUCACUAAUACCUUGCACUAAUGUUACUCUGUAUCCUUAGUCACUAAUACCUUGCAGCAAUGCUACUCUGUAUGCUGAGUCACUAAUACCUUGUAAUAAUGUUACUCUGUAUCCUGAGUCACUAAUACCUUGCAGUAAUGUUACUCUGUAUCCUGAGUCACUAAUACCUUGCAGUAAUGUAACUCUGUAUCCUGAAUCAGUAAUACCUUGCAGUAAUGUUACUCUGUAUCCUAAGUCACUAAUAAUACCUUGUAGUAAUGUUACUCUGUAUCCUGAGUCACUAAUACCUUGUAGUAAUGUUACUCUGUAUCCUAAGUCACUAAUAAUACCUUGUAGUAAUGUUACUCUGUAUCCUGAGUCACUAAUACCUUGUAGUAAUGUUACUCUGUAUCCUGAGUCACUAAUACCUUGCACUAAUGCUACUCUGUAUCCUUAGUCACUUAUACCUUGCAGCAAUGCUACUCUGUAUGCUGAGUCACUAAUACCUUGUAAUAAUGUUACUCUGUAUCCUGAGUCACUAAUACCUUGCAGUAAUGUUACUCUGUAUCCUGAGUCACUAAUACCUUGUAGUAAUGUAACUCUGUAUCCUGAGUCAGUUAUACCUUUCAGUAAUGUUACCCUGUAUCCUGAGUCACUAAUACCUUGUAGUAAUGUUACUCUGUAUCCUGAAUCAGUAAUACCUUGUAGUAAUGUUACUCUAGUCAGUAAUACCUUGUAGUAAUGUUACUCUGUAUCCUGAGUCAGUAAUACCUUGUAGUAAUGUUACUCUGUAUCCUGAGUCACUAAUACCUUGCAGUAAUGUUACUCUGUAUCUUGAAUCAGUAAUACCUUGUAGUAAUGUUACUCUGUAUCCUGAAUCAGUAAUAUCUUGCAGUAAUGUUACUCUGUAUCCCAAGUCACUAAUACCUUGCAGUAAUAUUACUCUGUAUCAUGAGUCAUUAAUACCUUGCAGUAAUGUUACUCUGUAUCCUGAGUCACUAAUACCUUGCAGUAAUGUAACUCUGUAUCCUGAAUCAGUAAUACCUUGUAGUAAUGUUACUCUGUAUCCUGAGUCACUAAUACCUUGCAGUAAUGUUACUCUGUAUCCUAAGUCACUAAUACCUUGUAGUAAUGUUACUCUGUGUCCUGAGUCACUAAUACCUUGUAGUAAUGUUACUCUGUAUCCUGAGUCACUAAUACCUUGCACUAAUGUUACUCUUUAUCCUUAGUCAUUAAUACCUUGCAGCAAUGCUACUCUGUAUGCUGAGUCACUAAUACCUUGUAAUAAUGUUACUCUGUAUCCUGAGUCACUAAUACCUUGUAGUAAUGUUACUCUGUAUCCUGAGUCACUAAUACCUUGUAGUAAUGUAACUCUGUAUCCUGAGUCAGUUAUACCUUUCAGUAAUGUUACCCUGUAUCCUGAGUCACUAAUACCUUGUAGUAAUGUUACUCUGUAUCCUGAAUCAGUAAUACCUUGUAGUAAUGUUACUCUGUAUCCUGAGCUACUAAUAACUUGCAGUAAUGUUACCCUGUAUCCUGAGUCACUAAUACCUUGUAGUAAUGUUACUCUGUAUCCUGAGUCACUAAUACCUUGUAGUAAUGUUACUCUGUAUCCUGAGUCACUAAUACCUUGUAGUAAUGUUAAUCUGUAUCCUGAGUCACUAAUACCUUGUAGUAAUGUUACUCUGUAUCCUGAGUCACUAAUACCUUGUAGUAAUGUUACUCUGUAUCCUGAGUCAGUUAUAUCUUGCAGUAAUGUUACUCUGUAUCCUGAGUUAUACCUUGUAGUAAUGUUACUCUGUAUCCCAAGUCACUAAUACCUUGCAGUAAUGUUACUCUGUAUCCUGAAUCAGUAAUACCUUGUAGUAAUGUUACUCUGUAUCCUGAGUCAGUAAUACCUUGUAGUAAUGUUACUCUGUAUCCUGAGUCAGUUAUACCUUGUAGUAAUGUUACUCUGUAUCCUGAGUCAGUUAUAUCUUGCAGUAAUGUUACUCUGUAUCCUGAAUCAAUAAUACCUUGUAGUAAUGUUACCCUGUAUCCUGAGUCAGUUAUAUCUUGCAGUAUUGUUAUUCUGUACCCCUGUCACGUAUCCUUUGUAUCCAUGUGGCAAAAAUGGAGAUAAUUACAUCCCGAAAGAUCGAGGGUAGUGCCACUCGGCGGUUUUCUGCCAUGAUGCCUGACUUGUGCGGCAUGUUAGGCAUCGCCAGCCGCUGCGGACCCACGCAAUUAUAUAGCCCCACGUCCGUCCACAGUAAAGACGACGUCGACGUGCGGGUGACAUCACGCAAAAGACGCAAACACACUUUUUGGGGUCAAGGGCUGGGUACAGCCAAUCGGAUCUGUAAGAGGGUUUUUAAACUCACUUACUCUUUAGCUCAUUGCCCUGUUGUGGUUUCCCUUAGAUGGUUAUACGAGAGUGUGUUCCUGAUCUUGUUUUUCUGUUUUUUCACUUUGGCUUUGUUUUGACUUCUCUGAUUUCUGGUACCCUUGACCUUUGGCUUUUCGUUAUCUCUGUGUCUCGUUCUGUGUCCCUGACCUCGGCUAGUUUUCUGACUAUUCUCGGGUACGUUAAGUCCGGCCAUUCUAAGGUCCGGUAAGACGUUACCCUUAGUUUUAGGGUGUGAUACUAUUCUGCGUGCUGCAUCAAUAUAAUCCUGACAUUACAACAUGGCCAUAGAUCCUGCAGAUAUGUGUAGGCACAUAGUAACUUGUGAGAGAAAGCUAGAGGAGAAUGAUCACCGUAUGGAUCAAUUUGCCCAAGCUUUCAAUAUGCUACUAAUACGUACGGCUCAUUUGCAGCCUGAGGUCCCUUCGGCAGGUACACAACCACCUACUUUACCUACACCUAUCGUAUAUAGGGCACCUACUAUCACCCUAUCUUCACCCCCACAUUUUGAUGGUAAUAUUCAUUAAUGUCGGGGAUUCCUUAAUCAAAUGGGUACCAUUUUUACCAUUUUGAAUCCUCACCUGGGUCCUUCCCCAUGGAUAGAGCUAAAAUUGGGUACUUAAUGAACCAACUACAAGGUAAAGCCUUAGCAUGGGCCAAUCCAUUAUGGGAGAGUGAUAAAACUGUUGCCCAUAAUUACCAGGAAUUCCUUGAGGAAUUCAAAUUAACGUUUGAACCAUUGGGAAGGGAGAGCAACGCCUCCACUGCCCUAUUGUGUAUCAAGCAAGGGAACCGGUUUGUCUCAGAGUAUGCCCUAGAAUUCCGCACCUUGGCUUCUGAGUAGACUGGACCAAUAACGGAUUAAUCACCGCAUUCUCAGAGGGAUUAUCCGAAGCUAUCCUUGAUGAGAUUGCAGCCCAAGAACUACCAGGGAGAUUAAAUGAAUACAUCAUUUACGUGAUGCAUAUAUAUAAUCGACUUAGGAACAGGGAGAUAACUAGAAAUAGAACCAGACGUAUGAAUAGGUCAUUGGUGCCUCGCUUCUCUAGUCCUGUUGUUUCUGGCCCUCCUGUGCAGUCUGAAAUUGAACCUAUGCAGUUAGGGGUUAUGAGACUGUCAGAGGCAGAAAGACAGUUUAGGAGAAAAGAGGCAAAUCAUACAAAGGAAAAAACCAAAGGCAUAAAUAUGUGCACAAUCACCAAAAAGUGGUUACAGAUAAUCCAACCUGUAUAACAAUCGGUAGGAUCUACCAUAAGCACCGUAUAUCUGGUGGAAUAAAAUACAAAUAUAGUGCAAUACAAUAUUCCUAUUGUAUUGCACUAUAUUUGUAUUUUAUUCCACCAGGUUAAAGAAGUGUUUAGUAAAAGUCACACACCGAUACGAUAUCUCCUCACAGAUCUUAUGAUUGCUCCAAAGAGAUGUUACCCGGCACUAUGCCCUCUAAGGGGGCAGUUUAUGCCUUAUCACCAUAGGAAAGUAGGAUUAUGGAGGAUUACAUUAAAGAGUCUCUACAAAAAGGUCACAUGUGUAAGUCUUCUUCACCUGCAGGUGCGGGGUUCUUUUUUGUAUCCAAAAAAGAUGGAGAGUUAUGGCCAUAUAUAAAUUAUAUGGCAUUGAACAAGAUCACCAUCAACAAUGCUUAUCCCAUUCCACUUAUCUUGGAAUUGUUUGUCAGACUCACUCCAGGAUGCUAAGGUGUUUACCAAACUUGACCUUAGGAGUGCCUACAAUUUGGUAAGGAUUAAGGAGGGUCAUGAAUGGAGAACUGCAUUUAACACUAGAAGUGGUCACUAUGAGUGUCUUGUCAUGCCCUUCGGCUUAUGCAAUGCUCCGGACGUAUUUCAGGAUUUCAUUAAUGAUGUUCUCAGAGACUACAUUUCUACUUUUGUAUUGGUAUAUUUGGAUGAUAUUCUCAUUUAUUCCCCCGAUCUCCAGACUCAUCAUAGACAAGGCAUGUGAAGCAAGUGUUGCAAACUUUGCUUAAAAAUGGGCUAAAUUGCAAACUUGAAAAAUGCAUAUUAAAGGACCACUAUAGUGCCAGGAAAACGAGUCUAGUGCCCUGAGGGUGCCCCCCUCAGGGCACUAGAGUGCCAGGAAAAUGAGGUGGUGGAAGGGGUUAAAUUCCUCUAGGUGGUGGAAGGGGUUAAAUUUACCUCUUUCUCCAGCGCCGGGCGGGGGACUCUCCUCCUCCUCGGCUGAAUGCGCAUGCGCGGCAUGAGCCGCGCGCGCAUUCAGCUAGUCCAUAGGAAAGCAUUCUCAAUGCUUUCCUAUGGAUGCUGGUGUCUUCUCACUGUGAAAAUCACAGUGAGAAGCGCAGAAGCGCCUCUAGCGGCUGUCAAUGAGACAGCCACUAGAGGCUGGAUUAACCCUAUUAUAAACAUAGCAGUUUCUCUGAAACUGCUAUGUUUAUAGAAAAAAGGAUUAAACCUAGCUGGACCUGGCACCCAGACCACUUCAUUAAGCUGAAGUGGUCUGGGUGCCUAUAGUGGUCCUUUAAACAGACGGAGGUACAGUUCUUGGGAUAUAAUAUUUCGGCCUCUGGUUUUCAGAUGGACCCUCGCAAACUAGAAGCCGUUCUACACUGGUUAAAAGCCAUUCAAAGGUUUAUUGGGUUUGCUAAUUACUAUAGGAGAUUCAUCAAAAGUUUCUCUACUGUGAUAGCCCCCAUCACCAAUAUGACAUGUAAGGGGGUUAAAGGACCACUAAAGUGCCAGGAAAACAAACUAUAGGGUCUUUAGGGACCCCCCACCCUCAGGGUCCCACUCCCGCUGGGCUCAAGGGGGUAGAAGGAGUUAAACACUUACCUUUCUCCAGCGCCAGGCUCCCUCGGCGCUGGGGAACUCUCCUCACCCUCCCGACGUCAGCGCUCAUUGUGCAUGCAUGGCAAGAGCGCGUGCGCAUUCAGACAGUCCAUAGGAAAGCAUUACUCAAUGGUUUCCUAUGGACGUCAGUGUCUUCUCACUGUGAUUUUCACAGUGAGAAUCGUGGAAGCGCCUCUAGCGGCUGUCCAUGAGACAGCCACCAGAGGCUGGAAUAACCCUCAGUGAAACAUAGCAGGUUCUCUAAAACUGCUAUGUUUACAGCUGCAGGGUUAAAACCUGGGAGACCUGGCACCCAGACCACUUAAUUGAGCUGAAGUGGUCUGGGUGCCUAUAGUGGUCCUUUAACAUUUACUAUAUGGUCUAAAGAAGCUAGAGAGGCUUUUGAGCUUCUUAAGAAAUUAUUCGCCUCUGCUGACAUAUUGGUACAUCCUGACACUAGCAAACCCUUCAUACUAGAGGAAGAAGCCUCUGAGACAGGGGUAGGGGCUGUUCUUUCUCAAAGGGAGAGUCAGGAUACCCCUUUGCAUCCUUGUGGGUUCUUUUCUAGAAAGUUGUCACCAGCAGAGCGUAACUCCGAUAUUGGUAACAGAAUAGUUGGUCAUUAUACUAGCCCUGAAAGAAUGGCAACAUCUUUUGGAAGGUUCUAAGGAUCCCCUCCUGAUCAUAACUGAUCACAAAAACAUGGCAUACAUUGGAGAUGCUAAGAGGCUGUCUUCUAGACAAGCUAGAUGGUCACUGUUCUUGUCACGCUUUAACUUUAUCAUCACGUACAGACCAGGUCCUAAGAAUGUUAACUACAAAAUGUGAUAGUUUCACCUGACACCAGUAAAAUAAAAUAAUAUGACUUAACUUAUAGGACACAGCCUCCCAAGGUUACCUCCCAGGUGGUAACCUUUCUUAACAUAUAUGUAUACGUAGAAACAAUUUUCUCGGCGUUUGACCUAUAAAACAAAUAAUAACCCAUCCUUCCGUACAAGACUAAGUGGGAAAGAGAUCUGCAAAUUAAAAUUGACCUAAAAGAUUGGAAUAUGGCUCUUUAGUCGAUUUACUCCACAGUCCACUGCUUAAAGGACCACUCUAGGCACCCAGACCACUUCAGCUUAAUGAAGUGGUCUGGGUGCCAGGUCCAGCUAGGGUUAACCCAUUUUUUCAUAAACAUAGCAGUUUCAGAGAAACUGCUAUGUUUAUGAAUGGGUUAAGCCUUCCCCUAUUUCCUCUAGUGGCUGUCUCAUUGACAGCCGCUAGAGGCGCUUGCGUGCUUCUCAUUGUGAUUUUCACAGUGAGAGCACGCCAGCGUCCAUAGGAAAGCAUUAUGAAUGCUUUCCUAUGUGACCGGCUGAAUGCACGCGCAGCUCUUGCCGCGCGUGCGCAUUCAGCCGACGGGGAGGAACGGAGGAGGAUCGGAGGAGGAGAGCUCCCCGCCCAGCGCUGGAAAAAGGUAACCCCUUUUCCCCUUUCCAGAGCCUGGCGGGAGGGGGACCCUGAGGGUGGGGGCACCCUCAGGGCACUAUAAUGCCAGGAAAACGAGUAUGUUUUCCUGGCACUAUAGUGGUCCUUUAAAUAUUAUGGCGGCGCAUUACAAAUUAGUAAAUAGAUGGUAUAUGACACUGGCAAAGAUACGAAAGUUUUCAAAUACUGAUAGUCAGGGGUGCUGGAGGUGUGGUGCAGAAGAUGCUGAUGAAAUGCAUAUACGGUGGAACUGUAUACCGUUAAGGAGCGCUUGGGAUUGUUUUUUAGCUGAAAUUAAUAAAAUAUAGGGCAUUACACAAAAAUGGGUACCAGAAAUGGUACUGCUACAUCUAAAAUUACCACAACUAGCGAAAGAUGAGAAAUAUUUCUUAAUCCACGCAUUGAUGGCUAUUAAAUUGUCUAUUGCCGGGAAUUGGAAAAAGACGAUAAUAGAUUCAUGGCUACAAUGUAAAGAAGCCAUUAUUCAUCAAUGUAAGAUGGGAAGAGAAAUAUCUUCUAACUUCUGUAUUAGUACGGAGAAAUAUAAAAUUUGGGAUAAAGGGAUUAAGAUCAUUGAAAGACCUUUAUCAGUCAAAUGAUUGACACGUAUAAAAAAAUUAUGAAUUUUUGAGAUAAGGAUAAUAACUUCUGGUUAGAGUAAAAGUUAUAACCCAUAAAAACGCUGUUUUGAUUGUGUUUGUAUGUUUUUUUAUUUAAUUCUUUAUUUUUGUUGUGCAUGUUAUACAUAGCAGUGACAUACGCCACAACAGCGUGUCUAAGAAUGUACUUAAAUGGAACAGUGGCAUGAGGAAUUGCACAUUUUUGUAUAAUUGUAACAAUCAUCAGCUUGGCUAAACAGUGAAGUCAUUAAUAUAGAAUGAAAAGGUAGCUUAUUUUAACAAUCAGAACAGAAAAUAACCUCGCUAGUGUUUCAUGUUAGCUAGUUUUGAGUGACAUAGAAUAACGUAUGAAUGAUUGAUUCAGGCUAGUUCUAGCUAUUAUACAAGGGUGGAUAACAUAUGAUUAGUUUACUGUCUGCACUAAAGUGUAGUAGUAACAGGCUGAGUGUAUGUGCUUAUUGGCUACGUGCCAUAUAUAGGCGAUAUUAUGAAACAAGGGAGGCUAUCAAGUGCUUCAUUAAUUAACCCUGUAGUGUGAAGGCAAGUCUCCCCUUUAAACAAUAGGUGUGUGCUACGCUGAAGGUUAAGCUUAUCAUACUGUUGCUGUUAAUCAAUUUCAGAUGGGUGUCAGGUGGCAGGUGUUAAGAUGCUGUGUUUCGGAAUCAGUCCAGGCGACAAGCAAUUAACCACGAGAGAGUGUUGGUUGGUUUGCCUGCAGGGUGCCCAGAGUAGUUCAGCCGAUACCUAUCGGGUACUGGGUACAGUCCAGGAGUAAGUGGUAGUCCUGCAUGGCAAAGCUCCUAGGCACUGGCAGGUAGGUUGGUUCCUUGAUUGCUUUUGCAGGAGUCCCUUUCCACUUUUCCGGCUGUAGUUGUGACCUUUGCUGGGUUGCUCGCUGGGGUCUCGUUGUGCAUCUCGUCGCUACGCGGUAUCGGCUGGCUGGGUGUCGAACCGCUCUUCGCCUCCCCAGUUGGUCCCACGGUUUACAGCGUUUUACGGUAGUUGGGUUAUGAACCUUCUUGUGGGUAUUGCCGUCGGAAGCGUGGGGUGUACUUUGCGGGGUAGGCCUCUUGCUCUGUCUUGUGGCCAGCAUAUGCUUGCGUGCAAGGCCGGUCUCUGCUUGUCUCCUCGGCUUGGCCUGUUUUAUUGGCAGGCCUUCGCUUUUGUGUUGGCGCCCAGUUCUUGCUUUCUUUUCUCUGUGAGAAUUGCUUUGAAGGCAGGAGCGUGCGGGUGGCAGUGUCGGCUUUUGCUCUUUUGGGACUCGCUUUAGGGCUUGAUAUGUGUCUAGUUUUUCCCAGAAGGCUUCAAAGAUGGCAUUCAGCCUUGCCUCUGUGUCGUCCCUGGGAAAUGUGUUGGGUCGUCCAUUUGCUGUUGCCGCCAUUUUGAUACUCGCUAGCUCGGUCUGCCUGCGCCGUCCCUUGUCUCGGAUGGGCGCUCCUGGGACCGGGAUAACCCCCGCCGGUCCAUAGGGGGGGGAACGAGGGCUUAUGUGCCCGUUGCCAGCUUUGGGGGGAUGCGGGGGAGCGGCCGCCUCCCCCAUGCUGCCCUUGCUUGUAGGCCGCAGGUGUCCCUCCUCUGUGUCUCGCCAGUUGGGUCGUUCAUUUGGUGUCUGCUGGUGCCCCAUGGGGUCACCUCUCCGCAUGUGGCACUUUUAUGUCAGCUAUCCGCCGUUAUUGGUCUGAUUUAGCGUGUUUUCUGGCAAGCAGAGCAGGAGCAACUCUAUCCUGCGACCGUUCGCCUCUGCGGUCAGGCCCCGCCCCCGUGUUUGUAUGUUUUUAUGUCUUAUAUGUAACACUGGAUGAUAUGUUAUAAUCAACUUUUGUAUGAAUAUUUAUGUCUGUAAAUUGUAUAUUUUUGUAUUGUUAUUGAAAAAAACAAAUAAAAUAUUUAUAUUAAAAAAAAAAAUAAUAAUAACAUGGUGCAAUAGUCUAAUAAUCAUAUAACGCAAAUUAUCAGUUCCACUCAUAGCCUUAAGGGUGCCACCCUCGAUAGUAGUAGGAGCUUGAGUUCUUCCCUCAGACUCCUAUAUGGACUGAUCCUUUUAGUACCAAAAACAAUUGGCCAGAUAAUUCUUCAGUAAAAAAAAGGAAAUUUUUUAUAUAAAAAAUAAUUAACAAAUAUUAAAAGGGUAUGGUCAUCCUACACGUUUCGUUCUCCUUGAGAACUUCCUCAGGGACCCAUAUAAUGCAUAAAACAAAUAACAAAUUUAAAUAGUUCAUUGGUGGGUAGGUGAGUGUCCUUCUUUACGUCCUCUGGAUUCGUUGGUUAUCUAUUUGUGCCAGCCGUCUUCACUUUUCUUUAAUUCAUUUUCCGGUAAUUCUGAGCAUCAGUCGGAACUCCUAUGAGGCACUUCCGUGUGUUCCACAUGUGGGUAAGAUAAAGAUGGCCGUGCAUUUUAGCCUCGUGUGUAUCUUGAACUAUGUACUCCCCCAUGAGUUUCUCCCAAAAGGCAAAAAAAUUGAAUACGGAGCAGAAUACGGAGUUUAUAUUUUUUUUGCCCUUUGGGAGAACACCAAAGUUACCUUCUUCCCAAGAUCUGGUUCAUAUAUUUAUACGCGAAAUUGUCAGAUUACAUGGUUUUCCACAAAAUAUUGUGUCAGACAGGUGUUCCCAAUUUGUGUCAAGAUUUUGGAGAGCAUUUAACAAACAGUUGGGUAUAGAAUUGUCAUUUUCAUCUUUGUACCAUCCUCAAAUUAAUGGUGUGGAUGAGAGGGUCAACCAGUAGUACUAGUUGGAACUAUAUUUGCAAUGUUUUAUUAAUGAAACUCAGGAAAACUGGUCUGACUUGCUACCUUGGGCCGAAUUUGCUAGGAAUAAUGCAACCCAUGACUCAUCUGGACAUAGUCCAUUUUUUGUCAACAACGGUCGUCAUCCUACUGUUCUUCCUGCGGUGUUCUACGACACUGCUAUUCCUGCUCUGGAUGAACAUCUCGCAUGUAUACGUAAGACUUGAACUAAGGUCCACACAGCUCUAGAAACUGCUGCAGCUCGUUUCAAAUUUCAUGCUGAUAAGCGGCGUGGUGCCAACCCUGUUUACCAGGUGGGUGAUCGGGUAUGGCUCUCCUCGCGAAAUAUCAGACUCAAGGUUACUAGCAUGAAGUUUGCACACAGGUUAAUUGGUCCCUUUUGAAUUGUUUUGGAGAAUCAAUCCUGUUUCAUAUACUUUUGCACUUCCUGCCUCUUUGCUUAUACCUAAUUCAUUUCAUGUAUCCUUGCUGAAGCCUCUUAUCUGCAAUAGGUAUACUGUCCCUUUUGUCCCUCCUCCUCCUUUGGUUAUUGCUGGAUGGGAGGAAGUCUCCUCCAUAAUUGAUUCCGGAUUUUCUCGUGGUUCUUUGCAGUACCUGGUUGAUUGGAAGGGUUCUUGCUUCUGAUAUACAUGCUAGCCACAAAAUCCGUUCUUUCCACAACGCCAAAUUUCCUCUCAAACCUGGUCCUGUCUGCCCGGUGGGCGAUUUUCAAGUGUGUGUGUGUUGGGGGGGGGGGUAAUGUCACGUAUCCUUCGUAUCCAUGUGACAAAAAGAUAGAUAAUUACAUUCCGAAGAUCGAGGGGAGUGCCGCUCGGUGGUCUUCUGCCAAGAUGCCUGACUUGUGCGGCAUGUCGGUGCACGCCUGGCGCUGUGGACCCACACAAUUAUAUAGCCCCACGUCUGUCCACGGUAAAGACGUCGUUGACGUGCGGGUGACGUCACGCAAAAGACGCACACGCACGUUUUGAAGUCAAGGGCUAGGUACAGCCAAUCGGAUCUGCAAGAGGGUUAUUUAAACUCACAUAUUCCUUAGCUCACUGCCAUGUCGGGGUUUCCCUUAGAUGGUUAUCCGAGAGUGUGUUCCUGAUUGUGUUUUUCUGAUUUUUGACUUUGGCUUCGUUUUGAACUCCCUGAUUUCUGGUACCCUUGACUUUUGUCUUUUCCUUAUCGCUGUGUCCCUGGCCUUGGCUAGUUUUCUGACUAUUCUCGGGUACAUUAAGUCCGGCCAUUCUAAGGCACAGUAAGAUGUUAAUCUUAGUUCUAGGGUGUGAUACUAUUCAGCGUGCUGGAUCAAUAUAAUCCUGACAGCCCCAUAGUAAAGUAACUGUGUAUCCUGAAUCAAUAAUACCUUGUAGUAAUGUUACUCUGUACCCCAUAGUAAGGUCACUUUGUGUAGCGGAGAUGCAAUAUUACCCAGGUUAUCUCCGCUUAUAAUCCAAGUGAGGCUCAGGAACAAGUAAAUAGUAAAUCCACAGGCAAGGCUUCCAGCAGGUAAAAUACAGCAAUAUCCCAACAGCAAUCCCAAUAACUGGACGACACACAGUUUCAGGAGCAGAACUCAAAGCUUUAAUCCACAGUCUCCUUAUAAAGCAUGCUCCCAUGCAAGGGAGGGAUUUACAGUAAUUAUUACAGUAGCCAAUCCUGUCCUGGUAACCUCCCACACAUCUCCUCCCCUCAGCCAGCAUCAUAAUCCCCUUAUCCAGUACAGUAAUUUCCCCCGUUUCUGGAUGUACCCCUAAACGUAGGGGUACCUCUUUAAAUCCUACAUCCCCGGAUACCCCUGAUCUGGGUGAACAACAUAUCCAAAAAUCACCCAGAUCAGACCAGGGGUUCGGGAAAUGUAUGGAGGCAAUAAAAUGACCGACCGCACUAACUGAGAUAGCCGAAUAAGGUUCCAUGUGAAUGGGCCCUGCGGUCGGUCCUGGCAUAAGGGAACAAAAUACACGAAAGCCUCUAGCUAUAGAGGCUAGGGAGGGUUCGCCUGAAUCCCCUCGUUCGGUAUUUUCUAUCUACCGAACGAGGGGCCGUUCGGUAGUUUGGAACCGAACGGACCAGGUUUGUGGAGGUCUCAGCGGUGUUCGCCUACUCGAGUGUCCGAUUUUAGUUCCAGACACUCGACGGCAAAACACCGCUGUUCGGGAGUUUUAAAAUGGCCGCCACCACGUGUUCGUUUGUCGAAUGGCGGCCACCCCCGAGAACAAAGGACGGCUACUUACUAUUCAAUUACCCGUUCGCAACAAUGUUGCAACGGGUAAUUGAGGACACACUUCACACAGGGGAGGUCUGGUUGUUCGGUAGUUUCAUUCGAAUAAACUAAGGGAAUGAAACUACCGAACAAUCAGAGGAAUACAAUUCUCUUUAACACAUAGAAAACACAGCAGAUACACGAAUGCAGGUAUAUACAGUAUAUUUGUAGGGUCGCCUGGUGCCAUCCGCUACACUUUGUAUGCUACUUCACUAUAUGUAAGUACUUACUCUGUAACUUGCAUCCCUUACACAUAGCAACACUGUUACUAUGUCCUAUAAUAACAGCACUGUAUUCUCCUUAAUUUAAACCUCACUCUAAUGUUACUCUGUACUUUGCCUAAAUAUCUGCCAGUUUAUAGCGGCAUUAAUGAUACUUUGCAGUAACAUAACUCUCUACCCGCAGUGUUUUUAAUAACUGUGUAAGUCAAUAAUUAUUACUUGCUCUUUCAGUGAUAACUUUCUGUAUCCUCUAAACUUGGCACUGAUGUUACUGUCUGCGCAAUCACACUCUAUACUCUGCAGGUAUCUUAGACUGUACACCACACAGUACUUUUUACACUGUACGACGCAGUGAGAAAACUUGGUACGUCACAGUAACUUAAUUUCCAUAACUGUUCUCAUUGAUUUGUGUAUUGUUUUUUUGCCUACAGAUUCCCUCACUUCGCACUAAGUGCCGGACUACAAAGAGUGUCUGGCUCCAUCUUAUGUUCCGUUCUCGUCGGUCUGUCUCUGCUAGGCAGCUUUGGAGGCAGCGCUGUACAACGCCGAGCCGGGGCCUGGGGGAGGGGGCACCCCCCAACCCCGAAGACCUCCAGAAUGCCCUGCGGCCUACAGCCCACCAACUCUUUAAGAAGCUGAAAGAUGAGCAGUUAUGGCAGCUGGCGGAGGCGGUUGAGAGCAAGGGACGCUGGGAUUGCGGCUGUGUCUGGUUCCCAUGGGAGUCAAGGGGUGGGAAACAAGCACUGGCACCCCAAGUGUUGCUAUGCAAGCUGUAUCGCUGGCCAGACCUGAGGCAGGCAUCCGAGCUGAAGAGGUUGAUGCAAUGUGAGAAUUUCUGGAGAAAGGGCAGUGAAGGAACGUCCAUUUGCUGUAAUCCGUACCACUUCAGCCGGCUGGCAGUGCCAGGUUUGCAGGGGAAAAGCAAGUUCAGAAUUUAUUAACUACAGAGGGGAGGAUAACGAGGGGCACUAUGGGGAGGUCACAUUCUAUAAUUCUUUUACUUCCUCUAUACAAAUGACUUCUUUCUGAUCUCAAAGCCACAGGUUUAUCAGUUGCACUUAGCAUUCUGGAAUACCUCACUCAUUUUACUUUGCCUCUUAAGCACAAAUGUGACAUUCUCACAUCUCUUCCAGCUCUGUACUGUCUUUCCUCCACGUUGUGUCUCCUGUGUUUGUUAUUGUAAUGUCUUUUUGAAACCAUUAUAUACUGGCCAUCUGCCCCCAUCCCUAGUCUGUUGUCCCAUUGUCUGCACAAAGUGUACAUAGCAUCCGCUGUUAGUUAGUAGACUCUGAUUCCAAGAAUCCAUUUCAAAUGUAUUUAAUAUAUGGGGUCAAGAUUUUGGUACUCAACAUAAGUCCAUCCAUCCAUCUAUCCAUCCACCUAUCUAUCUAUCUAUCUAUCUAUCUAUCUGUUAUGUCCUCACUCCAUCCUUUAUCAUUGUUCUGUUUAAUCAAUUCCUUUUUUCUGUUGCAGAGUUACCUACCCAAGUCCCCUGCAAGGUAAAGGAGAGCCUACGGUUUGUUCCAUCCGAUACAUUUUCUCCCCUAAAUCCAGGGAGCACCUACAGCAAUGUCCGAGGCCGACAUGGUAAGUGUAAGAAAGUUAUUAUGAAUAUGUAAAUGAGAAAACACUGUCUUAGUCAGUUUUCAGUGUAGACUUGAGCUUACCGUUACACCCAAAACACUGCCACCUGGAGGGCAUUUUGGUAUAAUGAGUGUCACUGUCCAAAAUAGUUUAUGGUCUAGUACAGGGGCAGGCAACCUCUGGCACACCAGAUAUUGUGAACUACAUCACCCAUGAUACUGUUCCAGUCAUAAUGCUGUUAAAGCAUCAGGGGAGAUGUAGUCCAAACCAUCUGGAGGGACAGAGGUUGCUUACUCCUGGUCUAGUGGUUUGAUGGGAGACCCUUCUCAAGGAUGUCAACCCAGCUGUAAAAUAGAGACCAUUCCAAAGGAUCUUGCAGUUUAAGGUAUAAGGGGAGUUCCUGUCCCAAGGAGCUUAUAAUAUAAAUGUGUAAUGCACAACUCUAUAGUCAGUAUUUCUGCUUCUCACUGGCUUUCUCUCUGUAUUCCUCCAGACACCACUUUGUCCAGAGGCUCCUAUAAGGAUGGAUACUGGUGCAAACUGGCCUACUGGGAGCACCGGACCCGCGUAGGCCGUCUCUACACUGUGAGUGAGCCAUCGGUGCAUAUCUUCCACGACUUGCCCAAGGGUAGUGGCUUUUGUCUGGGAUUCCUGGGCUCUGAAACCCGAAAUGAAACCGUUAGACGCACCCGGAUGAAGAUAGGUCAGGGUAUAACCUUAAGCCAUGAGAAUGAUGGGGUUUGGGUUUACAACAGAUCCGAGCACCCAAUUUUCAUCAAUUCCCCUACACUGGCUUCUGUAAACACUCGCGGGCAGUCUGUGCACAAGCUGCUCCCAGGAUACUCCAUCAAAGUCUUUGAUUCUGAACAGGAGGUCUCCAGGUGUCAUGUUCUGGGGGAUGGGCCCUACGAUCCUCACAGUGUGCGUAUCAGUUUUGCCAAGGGCUGGGGAUCAUGCUACUCUCGGCAGUUUAUCACUUCCUGCCCUUGCUGGCUAGAAGUCCUUCUAAGACCACCGAGAUGAACAUGCUCCUCCGACAUCUGGAGCUCCUAAGUCAAUGCAUCAUAAUCUGAAUAAACCAGUUCCACCUGCCAAGCCUGGCCUCCAUCACCUGUGCUGCCGUCAGAAUAGAGACUUGUCACCUGUGCCACGUGCUGAGCUUAUGCUUCAACAUCAACUGCUAAACCUGGACUCAAUCAUCAGUGUCACCUUCUAAGCUUUUGCUUCACCAACUGUGCCAACUGCUAAACAUGGACUUUAUUUCCACCUGCUAAGUAUAGACUGCACCACUUGUCCUGUCUGCUGAAUCUAGGCUUCAUUCCAUGUGUGAUAAAUAUACAAAUAUUACUAUAAAUGAAAACCAGUGUCUUCUGAACUCAUCAUCUGCACUAUUUACACAUGGAUUUUUUAGAUCUGUUAUUUGGUAAAUUCUACAUUGAAUGUUGCUCAGUCUCCUUGAAUAUCGCUCAAUCUCCUUGAAUAUCAACGUUUUGAAAUAUUCAUCUGUUUAACUGUCAAGGUCAGAAUUGCAAUUGUCAUGUCAUGACUCCAGACUCUAUCCUACUGAAUCCAGACUUCACCACUGCUCCCUUAUGACCCCAAACUCAAUCUUACUAAAUCCAGAUGUCAUCUUUGAAACCUGACUUUUACAUGGCUCCAUCUUUUACUGCCUAAUUAAUCCUUAAUUCAGGGUCUGUUGUUUGAAACUUCUAUAAUAUCCAGAUUCCAUUUUCACUUUAUCAUCAUCAAAACCUCGGGAACUUUCAUUGCAUCCGGGAUCAACCAUGAGUGCUAUUCACCAAAUUCAGGUUCCAGAGCUUCUAUUGUCCACAACACUUACAGCUUCUUCAGCUCACAGCUAUGUAUUUUUACAAAGUACGAACUUUCGAUAUCCAUACACUCGCAGCUCUAAGGCAUCUCUCUUUUACCGAUGUGAAAUGAAGUAUAAAUCAUGGGAGGACUGGUGCUCUCCUGUAUAUCUCAUUGAGAUGACCAUGUUACCACUUAUUAAUACUUAUCUAGAAGUUUGAAUUUACUCUACUCUGGGGCCCAAUGAGUAGAACUCACUACAUGCUUUUAAUGAAACGUUCACAAAAAACUGAAUCUAUUGUUCAACAGAACAGAUCAUUCUUGGACUCCAGAAAUUACAUGUUUGUAGAUAAUGGGUGUUAGGUACAAAAUAUGAUUUUGAGUAGACUAAGUGGAUUCCUGAGAUUAAGGAGAUGAUUUAUCAAAGUUUUCUGUUCUAAAAAGUGGUGCAAAAUACAGUAGAAGGGGUGGUGUCACCAAUUGAAUAAGCCUGCCAGUUCCAAUGGUUUCCAUGGUGAUUGAUCCACAUUUAGUACUAUAAAAUUACUUUUUAGAAGAGUAUGCUGUCAGAAUUCCACUAACAUUCUACCAGUGAUACAUUGAAAUAUCUGCCCUGUAAUAAAUUGCCUUAACGUCUAAUCCACAGUCUGACACUUCAAUCACAGAGCACUCUGAUUUAGGGGCUACAUUUAGCAAUAUCUCAAACACGACUCAUUGUUUUAUAAAAAUAUCCUUUCAACUGGUGGAAUACUGUACCUAAGUGUUCCUGACUCCCAAACGAAAGUAUUAAUUGGUGGCUUUACAGUAGGUAGGAUUAGAUAAGGAGGUGUCUAUAGAUGGUCUCUAGGUGUUAUUAGCAGACCAGUUAUGGGAUUUAUGAAUGUGAAGUUGAUAGCAAGUUUUAGAUGAGAGCAAAGCCUUAUAUGGAAUAAGGCACAUAGUUUUAAAGGGACACUGUGUGCAUUGUAGCUCCUUCAUCUCAUAGAAAUGGUUAUUGGUCUUGGAGUCCCCUGGUACUGCCCUUUCAUUCAGUGUUAAACCACUUUGAACAGAUUAAAGUUGACUGAAUGUCAUCAGCCAUUUGCAGCUCACCUCUCAGUGGAGGUAUAUUUAAGGCAGAUAUUACAUUCCACCUCAGUCAUACCAGCAAUAGGCAGUUGUGAUAGGGUCAGAGACCAAACUCAGCCACUGCCACCCAUCGCUACUAGGGAUAAUUUGGAGGCAUUAGCUGAGGAGCUGAAUUGUGACUGUGGGAUACCAAGGAACCUCAUAGAAUGUUAAACCGUUCAAAAAAGGUUUAACACAGAGGCAGGGGCAGCAACAUGGUACUCCAAGCACUAUAAGCACUACAAUGAAAUUAAGAGGAUAUAGUGCCUAGAGUGUACCUCUAAGUAGGUUCUAAGGAAUUUGAGGAAUGUGCUGAAUUUAGUGUUAUGAAUAGUAUGAAACAGUUGAAACGGUUAGGUAAGAAGGAGGAACAGACGUCAGUGUAAUGAUGGGGGAAAAAAAGAGAGAAAACAUUCUGGGUUUUUCGUGUCCCAUAGUGUCUUCAGUGAUACGGGCCUGUAUACUCAGUUCAGUUAGAGAUAAUCUGGUCUUUAAAUAUUCUUUGUGUUCAUUAUACAGUCAGACACAUAUCACAAGGUAAAGAAUUUGUUCCAUGCCAGCAGCCAAAAAUAUUUUUAAACAAACAGUAAUGCAUCAUUAUGACUUCCGUUUACAUGGGAAAAAAAACACUAUGUAAGGUUCAGGAAUAUGUACUCAAAUCACAUAAUAUCAUACAGCAAUUGUUAUUUAGACACAUAUGUAGAACUCUGCAGCUGAUUGCGUGCUGCCAUACGUUUAUUUCCAUUUAUGUGGAUUACGAGGUCACGGACCAAAACCUGUAUUACAGCUAUAUUCUGAUUGACAGCCAAUCAGAAUAUGAAGUCAACAAAUUUAUAUUGCUAAUUUUCCUUUAUGUCUAUCGCCAAAACACAAAUCCCAGGGCCUAUGCAUGCCUAGCACAACUCAGUUUGCCAUUUCAUACAGACAGCUAUUUAUAUUAAAGCAUUACUGUACUGACAUUUUAAAAACAAUACCGUCACUACCAGUUAUGGCCUCCAGGUGGCAGAAUGACAUUCCACCGCUUAUAAAAGCGGAUAUUACAAUUAGCCUUACUAAUGCAGCCACGACGGGUUAACCCAGGCUUCCCCAAACUCCGGCCCUCCAGCUGUUGCUGAACUAAAACUACCAUGAUUCUCAGCCUAUCUUUUUCAUUCAUAGAAUCAUGGGAGUUGUAGUUCGGAAACAUCUGGAGGGCCGGAGUUUGGGGAAGCCUGGGUUAACCCAAUGAAUGCGGCUGUUAAUGUGCUACUACAGAGAGUACCCUUACCCCACUGAAACUGUGCCAGGCUAAAUUAUUUAUAUAACACCAGUAGUAGUACUGCACUGUAUAGUGAUAGUGAUAGUGAGUAUACCCUGACAAUGGCCAGUGUGCACCCUAUAGUGAUUCAGGGUACAUGCUGGUAAUAUAUAGUCUGCUUUCUAUAAUGAUACCGAGUAUCUAUGUAUUGAUAAUUAACAGGCUGCUCUGUAUAAUGAUGCUGAGUACCUAUACACUGAUAAUAAACAAAUUAUUUUGGGAUAAGAUCAGAAAUGAAAAGUUCAAGUGCAAAUUUGGGUUAAAGAAGACGUCCCUGAACAACACGUACCAACUUCUGUUAGUACCAGUCGACAGGACGUCCAACCUCAGUAUAACCAAAGUAUUCAUAGAAAAACCAUGUAUAGGGUUUUUUGGUUUUUUUAUAUCCGUAUUUACAACACAGUAUAUUUUUAAAUGUUAUUUAUAUAGAUACAUUUUCUACCAGACUAUUAUGUUAAACUUACUGACUUUUAGUAACACAAAACAUGGCCAAGGAUCUCAGCUCGUUACUGUAAUUUCCUGCGUCAUGUAUUAGAUUGUAAGCUCUUCGGGGCAGUGCUAACAUGUGCAGUGCUGUGUACACUGACAAUCGUUUAUUCUCCAAUAAAUUAUUAUCCACAUAAAAAAAAAAAAAAAAAGUUAUUCUUUAAUAUACUUCACAGAAUGUGUGACCAUAUUAUGCGGUAUGUGAAGAUCAACCAAUACGUUACCUCUCAC